Messenger RNA from Penicillium daleae, 951 nucleotides. RefSeq lists its product as uncharacterized. Gene Ontology annotation, molecular function: arylformamidase activity. The record is from RefSeq and is a predicted model, not a curated record. Bases 1 to 951 code for a protein of 316 amino acids. The transcript has 3 exons. NCBI's taxonomy places the organism in Eukaryota, Fungi, Ascomycota, Eurotiomycetes, Eurotiales, Aspergillaceae.
AUGACUCCAGUCCCAUCGUUCGAUGGUCUUCCGUUGUGGAAGGAUGGCCCUCCAGGUAAUGCUUGGGGGUUAUUCGGAGACAAUGACCAGUGUGGCAUGCUGAAUCGACUCACGCCGGAGAUUGUGAUUGCUGCGUCACAAGAAAUCAAGACGGGCAUCCGUAUCCCCACUGAUUUGCCCCUCAAUUUCAUGUCAAGGCCCUGCUUCGGACGAGCACCAUUUGAGCACACGAUCAAGAACAAAGCACCCAGAGAAGUCAACGAUGACACGUUGCAUUUUAACACUCAGAGUAGCUCCCAGUGGGAUGGCUUCAGACACUAUGCCUACCAGGAUAGCAGGAAAUACUUCAACGGCCAGACCCUAGAUAAUCUGUUAACCACGGAGGUCAACGGAAUACACUCGUGGGUGGAGAAUGGUGGGGUCGUGGGACGAGGAGUCCUCCUCGACUAUGCAGCAUGGGCAGAAGCAGAAAAUCUCCAGUUUGACCCGUUCUCAACGCAUGCCAUUUCAGCAAAGACUUUGCAGGAGAUUGCAGCCAGCCAGGGCACAGAGCUCAAGCAAGGCGAUAUCCUGUUCAUCCGAUCUGGCUGGGUACGUGCCUAUUCUCAGCUAUCAGAGGCACAAGCCAAGGCUCUUGCAGAUAUCACAUCUCCCCCAGCCGUCGGAAUUGAGUCGUCAGAGCAAACCCUGCGUUGGUUGUGGGAAACGGGCUUUGCAGCGGUUGCCGGCGACAUGCCCAGCAUGGAGGCUUGGCCAUGUCAGAAUACUCAGUUCUUGCUUCACGAAUGGCUGCUGGCAGGCUGGGGAAUGCCAAUUGGUGAACUCUUUGACCUUGAGAGGCUCAGUGAAGAGUGUCGACGACAAGGACGGUGGUCAUUCUUUUUCAGCAGUGUGCCACUCAGGGUACCAGGAGGAGUGGCCAGCCCACCUAACGGGGUGGCAAUUCUGUAG